This is a messenger RNA of Rhodamnia argentea, 655 nucleotides long. RefSeq names its product flowering-promoting factor 1-like protein 3. The record is from RefSeq and is a predicted model, not a curated record. Lineage: Eukaryota; Viridiplantae; Streptophyta; Magnoliopsida; Myrtales; Myrtaceae. The transcript has a single exon. Gene Ontology annotation, biological process: regulation of flower development. Bases 71 to 394 code for a protein of 107 amino acids.
CCAAAGAGCUAGCUCAAUCAACCAAUCUCACACAAACACGCCCUGUUUUCCUAGUCUCACAUUCAUAAAGAUGUCCGGGGUUUGGGUGUUCAAGAACGGGGUCGUCCGGCUUGUGGAGAACCCGGGGGGCGAGGUGUCCGGCGGCAUCGGGCGGCGGAAGGUGCUGGUCCACACCCCGACGAACGAGGCGAUCACGUCGUAUGCUGACCUCGAGAGGAAGCUGUCCUCGCUCGGUUGGGAGAGGUACUACGACGACCCGGAGCUCCUCCAGUUCCACAAGAGGUCCACCGUCCACCUCAUCUCGCUCCCCAAGGACUUCAACAAGUUCAAGCCCAUGCACAUGUACGACAUCGUCGUCAAGAACCGCAACAUUUUUGAAGUCCGGGACGUGUGACUCACAUCCACCCUGGCCAUGGCCGGGGGUCGGAGCAGCGUCGCAUGAUUCCUUGGGUCUAUAGAAGUUAGUCUCGCUCGGGGUCUAUUGUUGUCUUCGUUUGCUCUAAAAAGAUCGCUCUUUGAGCGGUCCUUGGUGGGGAUUUUGCAAAAGGGGAGGGUUACUGCUUAGGAUAGAGAAGAACUUGGCUGAGUUAGUGGGUGUGCGUCAUGGUUCUGUGUAAAUUGUGUUUUUGUGAUUAUCUGGCAAUGAAUUGUGUGU